This is a messenger RNA of Naegleria lovaniensis, 1896 nucleotides long. RefSeq lists its product as uncharacterized. The coding region runs from base 1 to 1896 and encodes 631 amino acids. Gene Ontology annotation, cellular component: nucleus. The record is from RefSeq and is a predicted model, not a curated record. Gene Ontology annotation, biological process: ubiquitin-dependent protein catabolic process; mitotic cell cycle checkpoint signaling; protein ubiquitination. Gene Ontology annotation, molecular function: metal ion binding; ubiquitin-protein transferase activity; protein binding. The transcript has a single exon. NCBI's taxonomy places the organism in Eukaryota, Heterolobosea, Eutetramitea, Acrasida, Naegleriidae.
AUGGCCACCACUCAAACACAAUCCACGUUGGAUGUUACCACAGAAGAAAUUGUUCUUCCCGAAGAUGAUGAUGAUACUAUGAAAGAAACAGGCUCCAAUAAGAUUUUGUUGGCCAAAUUGGUCCCGGCCAUUCCGCAAUCAAAAUAUGGACUUGUUGAAAUUUAUUCGACGGAUAAGGUGAUUGAAUUUGGCCGUAAAUCCCAACAUCGUUCCGAAUGUAUUGUAAAUGAUGGAAGAAUUUCUACUACUCAUUGUGUGUUGAGUAUUGAAGAUUUUCAAAUGGAAGAAUCUUUGAAAUUUUCUUUGAAAUGUAAAGAUACCAGUAUCAAUGGAUGUUUUGUGAAUGGAAAGAAAUUGGGAAAGAAUAAUGAAGUGAUUUUGAAUCAUGGAGAUGUGCUUGGACUUGUGGUGCCAUCUGUCAAUCACAAGUUGAGCUCGGAACUUCCCAUUUAUCGUGUAGAGUUGGAAAAUCAUCGUGAAGCUGCUGUUGAUACCACGAGCGCAACAUCUCAGCAUACUCAAGAGCUUGUGGUUGAUGAGGAAGAUUCAAAUGUCGCUGCAACAAUGACAAAUACUAAUGUGGCUGUAGCUUCAUCCAAAGAGGAUCUCAAUAGCAGUACUACGAAUACCACCGCUUCUGCAUCUAAUGAUGACAAUGAAAAAAAGAGAAAUCGUGACAAUUAUGAAGAUGCCCAGCCUAAAGAAACGGAAAAUGAACCAAAAAGUGAAACAAAAAAACAGAAAAAGUCUUUAACUGAGAAGGAAAAACAACUACUGGCCCUAAUGGGUGCCACCGAUAGUGACAUGGAAGAGAGUCAAGAAGAAGAGAGCGACAUGUUGAGAGAAUUAACAUGCCCAAUUUGUUCAGCCGUAUUUUACAAGCCAGUAUCUGUGAUUCCAUGUCUUCAUAAUUUUUGUUCCUCAUGUCUUUCAGCAUGGGUGGAUCCAAGUAGAAAUUUAUAUUGGGGCCAAACCCUUAAUUGCCCAACCUGUCGAGCAGAAGUGCAUGAAGUAAGGAAAAAUCCACAAAUGAACAAUUUAACAGAAUCAUUUCUCAAGAACAAUCCUAAAAAAGAUCGAUCGAAAGAAGAAAAAGAAUCUAUGGACUCGAAAGAUCGUUUCUUGGGAAAAACAGAUUUAGUUUUAUACAAAAGAAAUGGUAGUAGCAGCAAUCAUGACGAUUCAUCAGACAGCGAUGACGAAGAGCGAGAAGUUUCUGACGAUUCUUCUUCAGACGACUCUCAACCAGCGACCAUUGUUGCCCCAAGAUGUCCAGAAUGUUUACAAGCGAGCACAAUUGAUGGAUUUCAAUGUCCAGCCAAUGCUUUGCAUUGCUUGUGCUCUUUUUGUCAUUGCACAUUGCCGCAUCGAGUUCACGAUACCACUCUUUCACAAGAUCGAAGACUCACUUGUGAAUUGUGUCAUGCUGUUCAUUGUAACUUGUACAAACAAACGACCAAUACUGCAGACAUGUGCUUUAUGAACGGAAUUCACAAGCUCAAAGAGCACUCAGCUAUUAUUGCCAUUCCUCCUACGUGUCUCAGCAACAAUCAACACGAAAGAGAUAUUUUAAUUAAUUACAUUCAAAGCAAGUCCAUAUCUCCACAAGAUGUCUACAAUACUUGCAUGACCAGCUUGGAAAAUGGAACCUUUACGAAUCCAACAUACACUUCUGUUACUACUGAAACACGAGUUUGCAAACAAUGCGCAAUUAAGGUGUUUUCUGACUUGAUUUAUCAAUACAGAGCAGCGAUUCCCAACUCGGAACUACCACAAUCUGUGACGUCUCGUCCUAAUUGUUGGUAUGGUAUGGAAUGUCGAACCAUGUCCCAUAACAGAGGACAUGCACAAAGAUAUAAUCAUAUUUGCCCUAACACCUCCAAUGCAAGACGAUAA